Quercus robur (English oak) is the source of this 2253-nucleotide messenger RNA. RefSeq names its product casein kinase 1-like protein 1. Gene Ontology annotation, biological process: peptidyl-serine phosphorylation; signal transduction; endocytosis. Gene Ontology annotation, cellular component: nucleus; cytoplasm. The record is from RefSeq and is a predicted model, not a curated record. The transcript has 14 exons. Gene Ontology annotation, molecular function: ATP binding; protein serine/threonine kinase activity. The coding region runs from base 419 to 1828 and encodes 469 amino acids. Lineage: Eukaryota; Viridiplantae; Streptophyta; Magnoliopsida; Fagales; Fagaceae.
AAUACAAAGCAAAAACUACAAUGCUAGAGAAAGAAAAAAAGAUUAAAAACGCAGCAUAUCAUGUCUCUCACUUUUUUUUUUCCCAUCUCUGUUACCAAAACCUCCUUUAACCUAACCCUAGAUUUUAACCAAAAAAAGCAAUUCGCACAAUCUCACCCAUACCAAAUUCUAACCCUACCCUAGAUCUUCAUUUUUUUUUUUUUGGGGUUAAUAUUUUCGUUCGUUCGUUCUUCUUCUAGUUUCCGUGCAAUUCAUCUUUGUUCUGCUCUGUCAAUUUCGAUUAGUAUUAUCCUCUGUCGGUGCGGUUGAAUCAUCUUUCGCAAUUUUUGUUUUUUUUUUUUUUUUUUUGAAAAAUUAGAAAAAUUAAGGCUCUGAAAUUGUAGCUAGGGUUUCGAACAAUUUCGGUUUUUGUGUGGAAAUGGAGCAUCGCGUUGGAAAUAGGUUUCGGCUUGGCCGAAAGAUCGGUAGCGGUUCGUUCGGAGAGAUCUAUCUCGGUACUAAUAUUCAGACUAACGAAGACGUUGCAAUUAAGCUUGAAAAUGUCAAGACGAAGCAUCCUCAGUUGCUAUAUGAAUCCAAGUUGUACAGAAUCUUGCAGGGAGGAACUGGAAUUCCAAACGUGAGAUGGUUUGGAGUGGAGGGAGACUAUAAUGUGUUGGUGAUGGAUUUGCUUGGACCUAGUCUUGAAGACCUUUUUAACUUCUGCAGUAGAAAGCUUUCUUUGAAGACAGUUCUUAUGCUUGCAGAUCAAAUGAUUAAUCGUGUCGAAUUUGUUCAUUCUAAAUCAUUUCUUCAUCGAGAUAUUAAGCCAGACAAUUUUCUUAUGGGCUUGGGAAGGCGUGCAAAUCAGGUCUACGUUAUUGACUUUGGUCUGGCUAAGAAAUACAGAGAUAGUACAACCCAUCAGCAUAUUCCUUACAGAGAAAACAAGAAUUUGACUGGCACUGCAAGAUAUGCGAGCAUGAACACUCAUCUUGGUAUAGAGCAAAGCCGGAGGGAUGAUUUAGAGUCUCUUGGAUAUGUCCUUAUGUACUUUCUCAGAGGAAGUCUUCCUUGGCAGGGACUGAAAGCAGGAACUAAGAAACAAAAGUAUGACAAAAUCAGUGAAAAGAAAGUUUCUACUUCAAUUGAGGCCUUGUGUCGAGCUUAUCCAACAGAAUUUGCAUCAUACUUCCACUACUGUCGUUCACUACGAUUUGAUGAUAAGCCUGAUUAUGCUUAUCUGAAAAGAAUAUUUCGUGACCUUUUUAUUCGUGAAGGCUUCCAGUUUGAUUAUGUAUUUGACUGGACCAUUUUGAAGUAUCAACAAUCACAGCUGGCAACUCCUCCGGCUCGUCCUCUUGGUCCUGGUGUUGGAACUAGUUCUGGAAUGCCCCCUGCUAUUGCCAAUGCUGAUAGACAGACAGGUGGGGAAGAAGGGCGACCAGCUGGUUUGACUUCAAUGGAUUCUUCACGGCGGAGAAUAGUAGGACCAACUUUAAAUUCUGGAAACUAUUCAAGGCAGAGAAGUCCAGUUGUUAAUGAUUCUACAAUUUCUAAUGAUACUGCGUUCAUAAGCAACAAUAUUUUGGGCCGGCCAAGUGGAUCAUCAAGGCGUGCUGCUGUUUCUAGCAGCCGUGAUGCAUUCGUUGAGAGUGAGUCAGAUCCCCAUCACUCGCGUACUACUGAGGCAAGCCCUGGAGCAGCACGCAGAAUUUCAAGUGGCCAAAGAAGUUCACCAGUUGGAUCUUCAGACCCAAGGCGUGCAUCAUCUGGGAGAAAUACCACUCACACAAGAAACUAUGAAAAUGCCCUCAAGGGCAUUGAGACCCUGCAGUUGGACAAAUGAAGAGAGGCUUCAGUAUUAAAUGCUCACCUCAGUGCGUUCUUGUAUAAGCUUAAAUUGACUGGUGUGCUAUUACGGUUGCAGUAGAAUAGGUUUGCUUGCAGUCGAGUUGUGAAGGAAGUUGGAUUUUAGAUGUCGGGUUGAGACCCAGAGAAUCUUGGGUUUGGAUUUGCACACUUGUAGCUUAAACCGGACAUGUAGAAUCAAAUGUGAAAGCUGUGGUUCAUCUGAACUUAUCCCAGGCUCGGCUGUCUAUAAAGCUCAGGUUAUAUUCGCACGGCUUCUCUGUUUUGGCUACAACGUUUCAACUUUUUUAUCCCUGAUAACUGUGGUCACUUUGUUGAUUUUAUGAUCUUACGUUACAAUGUUAUUGAGACUUAUGGGGCCAAAAGCUUGGCACUGUAAAUUGGCGAAUGUGUUCAUAUUCC